Messenger RNA from Drosophila kikkawai, 3933 nucleotides. The record is from RefSeq and is a predicted model, not a curated record. NCBI's taxonomy places the organism in Eukaryota, Metazoa, Arthropoda, Insecta, Diptera, Drosophilidae.
AGACGCUUUUCCAGCUGAGUACGGCGCAGCAUGUGGAAAAGCGCACAACGUUGCGCACAUUUUGUCGCGCUGUGUACGAAUAAAAAGAAAAAACUAAACAAUUUCCACGCGUUUUCCUUACACAUUCGUGUCGAUUUCUGUUGUUAAUUAAAGCCAGCCGACCUAACAUGUGCAAUUAAAUCGAGCCUUGUAUAAACAAAAACCAAAGAAGAAAAUAUAAUAAAAAAAAAGAGAAACACAGAGCAUUUUCCGAAAUAAAUUCCAUGAAAAGUGUGUGUGUUGUGAGUGAAUCAGAAAAUUCAGAAAAGUACCUGAAAACUGCAUUGAAACUGAACGGAAGUAUCGUGUUUAACACGAAAUGAUAAGAUAAAAUCGACUUCGAUCGGCGAGAUAACCAGAGUAAAGAGGAGCACGAUCCCGAUCAAAAGCACAUAUAUUGCACUCCCCAGUCACAUUCAGCCCAUGUCCGUGGAUUCGUGGCCAUGGAAACUAGUGUAGAGACAGCCAAGGAGUCAAGGACAGCAGCAUCAAUUAGAGGAGCCACAGCAAGAGGAGAUUAGAGGCGGAUUAAGGAGAUCAUGCGCAGCGGUCGAAACUAUGUCCAGCGGCAGAGCGAGACGCUGGAGAGCAGCAGCUUCGAGCUGGAGGAUCAUGACGAUGCCAAGGACGAGCAUGGGGAGCCAGACGAUCACGAGGAGGAGGAGCAACGGCAGUCAUCGGACACGGUGAGCACGCACAGCAGCAGCUCUACCACGCCCACAACAGCGGAUGUGGCAGAUGUGGAGACCAUAAGCUCCCUGCCCCUUUCGCCGCCCGGCUUUGGGGGCAGCCAGCUGGUGAAGCGUCACUCGCCGUUGAAGGACCAGCAGCAGCAGCAGAAGCAGCAGCGGCAGCUACAGCAGGCGGACAACAAAAGCAGCAGCUCCAGCUCCAGCUCCAGUUCGAGCCAGCAGCCGGACGAUGUGCCCACGGUAAGUGGGUGCAAUCUGCAAUCGGGCUCUUCACCUAAUGCCUCCUCCUCUUCCACGACACCGCAGACGUCGCGCUACGCAGCUGCAGCGGCACAUCCCAGCGCCGCCUUUGCAGAAACGGCGGUCACCUCCUCCUCUGGAACUGCGGGAGCUGCCCACAGGCGCACACAUUCGGCGGCCUCCUACAUCUCGAUGAGAUCGCAGGUCGGAUCAGAGCCACCGCCGGAACGACCCAAGCGGAAUCGCUUCUUUGAGUGGCUGCGCGUCGCCUGCAACAUUUGUUGCUGCAAGAGUUCCGGAAUCGGAGAGCCGAGUGUUCAUCAUGCGCUGGUUGUGAUAUUUCUAGAGUUCUUCGCCUGGGGUCUGCUUACGAUGCCCAUUAUAUCGACCCUCAACCAGACCUUUCCGGAUCACACAUUCCUGAUGAACGGCCUGGUCAUGGGCAUUAAGGGCAUCCUCUCGUUCCUGUCGGCGCCGCUGAUUGGCGCUUUGUCGGACAUCUGGGGCCGAAAAUUUUUCCUAUUAGUCACAGUAUUCUUCACCUGCCUGCCCAUACCACUGAUGUCCAUCAAUACGUGGUGGUUCUUUGCCAUGAUCUCAAUAAGCGGCGCCUUUGCCGUCACCUUCUCGGUGGUAUUUGCCUAUGUGGCGGAUGUCACCACGCCGGAGGAGCGAUCCAAGGCAUAUGGCCUGGCCUCGGCCACCUUUGCCGCCAGUCUGGUCAUCUCACCAGCAUUGGGCAAUGCUUUAAUGGAGAUGUACGGCGACACGCUGGUCGUGGCCCUCUCCACGGCCAUUGCGCUGCUCGAUGUGUUCUUCAUUCUUGUUGCAGUGCCGGAGAGUCUAUCGGAGAAGAUGCGUCCAGCCAGCUGGGGUGCGCCCAUCAGCUGGGAGCAGGCGGAUCCUUUUCUGGCUUUGCGCAAAGUGGGCACAGACAAGACAGUGCUAAUGCUCUGCCUCACGGUUUUGCUGUCGUAUCUUCCUGAAGCCGGCGAGUACUCCUGCAUGUUUGUCUAUCUGAAGCUCAAAAUGGGCUUCAACUAUGUGGAGGUAUCUGUUUUUAUAGCCAUUGUGGGCAUUCUUAGCAUAACGGUGCAAGUGACCCUCGGCUCCUUCAUGCAAGUGUUUGGAGCCAAGCGCACGAUCAUUGUGGGCCUAGCCCUGGAAAUCGUGCAGCUGCUGUGGUAUGGCUUUGGCAGUCAAAAGUGGAUGAUGUGGUCGGCUGGCGUUGUGGCUGCCCUGGGCUCCCUCACGUAUCCGGCCAUCAGCGCUUUUGUGUCGCUCUAUGCAGCUCCCGAGAGUCAAGGCGCUGUCCAGGGCAUGAUCACGGGCAUGCGGGGCCUGUGCAAUGGCCUAGGACCGGCUGUGUUUGGGGUGAUCUUUUACCUGUUCAAUGUGGACCUGAACGAUGAUCACGAUGCCCAUGCCAAGACCAGUGGCAGCCGGACUACAAAUGUGGAGAAGAUAUCACAGCAUGUGCCGGGUCCGCCGUUUGUCUUUGGCGCCUUGUGCGUCUUCUGUGCCAUAAUUGUGGCGGCGUUCAUUCCGGAGGGCCAGACCAGCCAGUUGGAGAAGAAACGUGGCUCUCUCGACGUGCAGUACGAGAUUGAGACGGGCCACAAGGCGCCCAGCUCUUUGGCGCCGCUCAUUCGCUCCGAUUCGCUGGCGCAACUGUAGUGGGCUCCAUCGUAGUCGUCCUAACCAACACAACCCGUAAACCGUAAACCCAUAACAGCUGGUGGCUAUAGAGAUACGUUUAAGCAGAGUUAAGGAGUUAAGAGUUUUUUGUAACUGUAAACAAAACAAAUGCUGUAACUAGUUUGGCUUUAGUUUCCGAGUCUAACAUUAAUUGUAGUUGAGCCCGAGAAGAGAUGUUAUUGUUUGUUCUAACAUUAGUUUCCACCUCAGCCCAAGUAUAUAGAUAUAUAUAGAUUUCGUAAUUUAUAUUUAUUAUUGCGAUAAGUAACGUAACAACACAUAGUCACUUAUUACAUAUUGGAUAUAUUGGCCCUUGCUUGCCGGCUUUCCCUGUUCGGUUCUCUUCGGGCUGGGGAUUACACAUCACAGCAGAUAGCUUUGCAACAACAACAACAACAACAAAAUAACUGCCAAACAAACAAAAGUAACGAAAGAGAGAAAAAUUUGUAAUUGUAAUUCGUAAUCUUCAGCAGCAGUUUUCAAGAACAUUUCCAGUUGAGCUUAUCACUUGCUAUCGCCGCCGUAUCUUUCCGUUCCGUCACCGUUUUUAGUUACCACACACAAAUUAGGAAAGAAGAGAUAAAGGAAUCCAAAUAAACUGAAUACCAAGCUUUACUUUGAAAAUUGUAGUGAUUUAAAGUCUAAAAACUCUAAAAAAAAAGAAGCAAGAAUUGAAAACUUACACUGAAACGACGAGAGUCAAGCUAGGCGACUUCAAUUAAAAAAAUAUAUUAAAAAAAAAAGAAAACCAAGAAACCACAUAAAAUAUAUGUAUAUAUAUAUAGAGAUAUGUAUAUCGUAAUGUUUUUAAUUUAGCUAAAUGCGAUUAUAGCGCCGCCUCCUCCCGAUCAUCAUAGUUUUUUAUUUUGAUAAAAACAAAACAGAAGAGCCAGUGCAUAGCCUUUGUCACAAAAAGUCAAUGCUUGAACGUACAUAUAUAUAGGGACAUAUAGCCUGUGUGAGUGUGUAUGACCGCGCUGCGGUAAUCAAAAGUUAUAUUUUUUGAAGUUGCUAACUAACAACCGUGUAAAGUAGUUGCCCCAACUCGCAGACAGACCUAUGGACGUGCACAGCCGGGCAUACACAUCGCACAUAUCCGUGCGAGAGAGGAUCAGGAGCAGCAGUAAGAGUUGGAGUCGGAGUUAGAUGAGAGACAGUAUACAACAAGAAAACUGAAUCCAAAUUUCGAUUGUAAAUUAUUUAACGUGUAAUUUAGUGUUUUAAACGAAACCAAAAUAAAACAACAUUGUUUAAUGAAACGCUA